Molecule: messenger RNA, 717 nt
Organism: Staurois parvus
Lineage: Eukaryota; Metazoa; Chordata; Amphibia; Anura; Ranidae
Source: the annotation of a GenBank genome assembly
ACCCUGCAUUCACUAUAUCCGGUCUCCACCGGACCCUGCAUUCACUAUAUCCGGUCUCCACCGGACCCUGCAUUCACUAUAUCCGGUCUCCACCGGACCCUGCAUUCACUAUAUCCGGUCUCCACCGGACCCUGCAUUCACUAUAUCCGGUCUCCACCGGACCCUGCAUUCACUAUAUCCGGUCUCCACCGGACCCUGCAUUCACUAUAUCCGGUCUCCACCGGACCCUGCAUUCACUAUAUCCGGUCUCCACCGGACCCUGCAUUCACUAUAUCCGGUCUCCACCGGACCCUGCAUUCACUAUAUCCGGUCUCCACCGGACCCUGCAUUCACUAUAUCCGGUCUCCACCGGACCCUGCAUUCACUAUAUCCGGUCUCCACCGGACCCUGCAUUCACUAUAUCCGGUCUCCACCGGACCCUGCAUUCACUAUAUCCGGUCUCCACCGGACCCUGCAUUCACUAUAUCCGGUCUCCACCGGACCCUGCAUUCACUAUAUCCGGCCUCCCCGGACCCCGCAUUCACUAUAUCUGGUCUCCCCGGACCCCGCAUUCACUAUAUCUGGUCUCCCCGGACCCCGCAUUCACUAUAUCUGGUCUCCCCGGACUCUGCAUUCCCUAUAUCUGGUCUCCCAGGACCCUGCAUUCACUAUAUCCGGUCUCCCAGGACCCUGCAUUCACUAUAUCCGGUCUCCCACUACCCGGCAUUCACUAUAUCC